AUGAAGAAUAAGGCGAGAAGGCCCCGAACUCGUCUGCAGCCAAGGCUGGCGGCGAGACCGCCAAGAAGGGAACAGAGCCGCAGCCGAAGCAGAGGAAGGUAUGAGCGAGACAGGUACCAUGACAAGGAAAAGGACCAUUACCGUCGGAGCAGGAGUCGCAGUAUUAGUCCUGAUCGUGGAAGAGGUUGUGAUAGAAGAAGGUAUUCCGAUGAACGAAAGAGCAGGAGCCGCUCAUUUGACAGUGCAUCACCUUCUCGACGUAGCUACAGCCCUAAGAGAAGUGCAUCUCCACGUCGGAUACCUUCUCGUGAUGCAAGUGAUGACAAAUACAACAAUGAAAAAAAAUCUCCACGUUCUCAAAGUGCAUCACCCAAAGGUCGUGAUGACUCUCGAAGUCCUUCCCCACGCAAUUCUGCUGAGGAUUGA
This is a messenger RNA of Dioscorea cayenensis subsp. rotundata (Guinea yam), 426 nucleotides long. RefSeq names its product serine/arginine-rich splicing factor SC35-like. The record is from RefSeq and is a predicted model, not a curated record. Bases 1 to 426 code for a protein of 141 amino acids. NCBI's taxonomy places the organism in Eukaryota, Viridiplantae, Streptophyta, Magnoliopsida, Dioscoreales, Dioscoreaceae. The transcript has a single exon.